Phyllopteryx taeniolatus (common seadragon) is the source of this 5519-nucleotide messenger RNA. RefSeq names its product SS18 subunit of BAF chromatin remodeling complex (gene ss18). Bases 2033 to 4675 code for a protein of 880 amino acids. Gene Ontology annotation, molecular function: transcription coactivator activity. The transcript is spliced from 2 exons. Gene Ontology annotation, biological process: positive regulation of transcription by RNA polymerase II; flagellated sperm motility. The record is from RefSeq and is a predicted model, not a curated record. NCBI's taxonomy places the organism in Eukaryota, Metazoa, Chordata, Actinopteri, Syngnathiformes, Syngnathidae. Gene Ontology annotation, cellular component: motile cilium; nucleus.
GACAAAUUGAGGGGGGGGGGGGGGCGGGGAAAUCCAGAAAAUCACAGACUGAUUUUUAAAGAAUUUAUUAGCAAAUUAACCAUAAUUUAGAAAAUAAGUAUUUGGUCACUUACAAACAAGCAAGAUUUCUGGCUCUCUCAGACAUGUAACAUCUUCUUUAAGAGGCUCCUCUGUCUUCCACUUGUUACCUGUAUUAAUAGCACCUGUUUGAACUCGUUAUCAGUAUAAAAGACACCUGUCCACCACCUCAAACAGUCACACUCCAAAUUCCACUAUGGCCAAAAUUGUAGAUCUGCACCAGGCUGGGAAGACUGAAUCUGCAAUAGGUAAGCAGCUUGGUGUGAAGAAAUCAACUGUGGGAGCAAUUAUUAGAAAAUGGAAGACAUAUAAGACGAUUGAUAAUCUCCCUCGAUCUGGGGCUCCACGCAAGAUCUCCCCCCGUGGAGUCAAAAUGAUCACAAGAAUGGUGAGCAAAAAUCCCAGAACCACAUGGGGGGACCUAGUGAAAUGACCUGCAGAGAGCUGGGACCAAAGUAACAAAGGCUACCAUCAGUAACACACUACGCUGCCAGGGACUCAAAUCCUGCAGUGCCAGACGUGUCCCCCUGCUUAAGCCAGUACAUGUCCAGGCCCGUCUGAAGCUUGCUAGAGAGCAUUUGGAUGAUCCAGAAGAUGAUUGGGAGAAUGUCAUUAUGUCAGAUAAAACCAAAAUGGAACUUUUUGGUAAAAACUGUCGUUGGAGGAGAAAGAAUGCUGAGUUGCAGCCAAAGAACACCAUACCUACUGUAAAAAAUGGUCAUGGAAACAUCAUGCUUUGGGGCUGUUUUUCUGUUAAGGGACCAGGACGACUGAUCCGUGUAAAGGAAAGGAUGAAUGGGGCUAUGUAUCGUGAGAUUUUGAGUGAAAACCCCCUUCCAUCAGGAAGGGCAUUGAAGAUGAAACGUUUCUGGGUCUUUCAGCAUGACAAUGAUCCCAAAGACACAGUGGCUUCGUAAGAAGCAUUUCAAGGUCCUGGAGUGGCCUAGCCAGUCUCCAGAUCUCAACCCCGUAGAAAAUCUUUGGAGGGAGUUGAAAGUCCGUGUUGCCCAGCGACAGCCCCAAAACAUCACUGCUCUAGAGGAGAACCACAGGGAGGAAUGGGCCAAAAUACCAGCAACAGUGUGUGUGUAAACCUUGUGAAGACUUACAGAAAACGUUUGACCUCUGUCAUUGCCAACAAAGGGUAUAUAACAAAGUUUUGAAAUGAACUUUUGUUAGUGACCAAAUACUUAUUUUCCACCAUAAUCUGUUCAUAAAUUCUUAAAAAAUCAGACAAUGUGAUUUUCUGGAUUGUUUUUUUUUUCUUUCUUUCUUUCUCAUUUUCCUUUCUCAUAGGUGAGGUAUACCUAUGAUGAAAAUUACAGGCCUCUCUCAUCUUUUUAAGUGGGAGAACUUGCACAAUUGGUGGCUGACUAAAUACUUUUUUGCCCCACUGUAUUAAUUGUGAACGCUAUUAUAUACACGCACAGCGUAUUGACUUGAAGUGAGAAAUUACAUGAUGGAUUUUUUCCACAAAUUAAGGUUCAGAGGUGUCUUAAAAUUGUCUGAUGUGCUUUGAUGUAAAAGGGGGGGGGGGGAAUUACUGCACAUUUACAGUAGGAUCUAGUUGUCCCACUCUGAUGCUAUUGGCGUAGCCAAUUCUCUCGCUAUAUUUAGGGAAAGUGUUGCUUUUCGUUCAGCCCAACGAGUGACUAUUUUUUUACUUGUAAUUAUUGUUAUUUCAAAAAAGCAACUAGCAACAAAUGCUAGCCACUUUUUGUGGUGUUAUUGGAGACUACUGGUCCCUCCAGAGCAUGAGAUGUUCUUAACUCCUCAUCCACAGUGUAAAUAAAUGCCCUAUGUUUAAAGCCACCACUGGCUAAUUUAACCAUAAACCUCUACUAAAAAAACGGGCACUCAUAAGGGGCUGCGGCCAUUGCUUUUCAAUAGCUGAUCUUUAUUCAGCCUAGCUGCCAAAUUAUAGGCAGAGAAACUCUGUGUGGGGGCGCUUCUUAUGCAAAUUAGUGACGCAACAGCUGUAACCAUGGUGAUGAGACGACAACAGAAACACUCCAGUGAAAGCAGCCGAGCUAACACAAAAGCCACUCACAACCGCUGCCAUUUUAGUGAAGCUCUCCAGGGCAGACGAUUCAAGCCACUGAUGGCCAGCGCAGGUGAAGUGGUGGAGACACUGGUGGAGUCCAACUGUGAGGAGCAAACAGAAAGUGGAGACGAGCAGGUGGAGGAAGCUGUUCAUGUCUCAGCUGCGAGUGAUUUCUGGUCCAGUCCGCUCCUUCCUGAAUCAUACAGGCAUAAUUCUGUAGAGGAAGUCCGGCUGCUUGCCAUCGCUGACAACUUCCAGCGUCAGUAUCGUCUUUUGUGUCCCGAACGCAAACCUCUGCUGCUCUGCCCCAUCAACGAAUGUGGUGUCCAGAAGUUUGUGUCGACCACUCUUCGCCCCACCAUGACGAGCUAUCCUGAACUGCUCAACUGGGAAGGAUGUGCUUCGUUUGUGGCCGACUUCCUGUCGAUGAAUCCUUUGGAGCCACCUGGAGAGCUCCCCAAGUUCUUGUUCUCAGCCACCUCAGUUUUGCGCAGUCAGACGGCAACCUGUUUCGAGUAUGCUGCCGUACUGUGCAGUCUGCUGCUGGGAGCCAACUACGAUGCCUACUGUGUUAGCGGCUACGCUAGCAAGGAGAUGUGUCUGCUAGACCAAAGACUGCAAGCGUGCCCCUUGCUGGACGCCAAGGUUAAGGCCACGGGUUCUGACAUGCUGGCCGACAGUGAGCAUGGGAUGAGAUUUCAGCGUGAGCCGAAGAGUCGCUUCUUAACACAACAGGCCAAGAAGAAACAGGAAGAGGCUGAAGCCAAAGCCAAGCAACAAGAGGAGGUUCCUCAGCCACCUGUCGACCCCCUGCGGGGUUUGCGGAUCCACUGCUGGGUCCUGGUGUUGGCUGGGUGUCGCAGCAUCCAGGAGGACCUCUUCAUUGACCCGCCGACAGGAAGGAGCUUCGGCACCGCAUAUGAACAUUUUCUGGGUGUGGAGAGCGUAUGGAACAACCUCAACUACUACGUCAACAUGCAGGACUGCAAGGCCGGCUGUGCUGAGCUGGUGUAUGACCUGCAUGACAUCAAAUUGUGGGAGCCUGUCUUGUUUGGCGUCACCAGUAAAAGACAACUGAGCAUCGACCUCCUCAAGAGGAAAGAGAUGAAAAUGAUGGGCAUGACUUGGGAGGAAGAAGAGGAAGAGGAGGGCCGAGUCUUUGAGAUGCCAAGAUCCUGGGUCACUUCCAUAAGCAUUUCCAAACAAGACUUGGAAACCCGUUGGCCAGGAGGCUGGAAGUUGACUCGUUACAAGAAAGCCGAACUGGAGAGGUUUGCACCUCACCUGCGAUUGGACGGUCUGGUGACCCGACUGAGCACCUACAAGGACCUGGACUGCACAGAGGUAGUGACUGUGAAAGAAUGGUACCAGGGCAGAAACGACCACCUGAGGGAGCGAGAGGUCAACAAGGUGACAGGCAUCACCACCGAGCGCUUCACGCCGGGACGACACUUUCACCUUUUAUUUCACAGGUUCACGUCCACUCCAACAGAUGGCGCUGAGCACGAGAUGGAAUUCAGUAGCGCACGCGUGGACGGCCUGGUGCGGCGCGUGGACACACCAGAGGAGAUGACUGAGAGCUUCAAAGGCCGCGAGGACUUCCUUUACUACAGAAAAGUCAUCUUCGAUCGCAAUGUCCAAUUGCCAGAGGAACCCACCAAGAUGGAGCCAGGAGAGCGACCCCUGCUGAAAGUGUUGGAGCAUUUCCACAGGAAUCCAAGGAAAGAUGCCAACGAGGACGUCGCUGAGCGAGUGUUUGUGGCGUCGCAGAGGAGGAUCGAGGUGAAAUACCAUCUGGAGGAGCACCGCUUCGUCCCGUGCAUGAGGACCUUUAUCAAACCGCGAGAGUCAAAUGACCAGCAAAACAAGGCUGAAGACUUUACGGCCGACAUGGUUUCCGGCUUCCACGUAGAUCCCGCCCAGAAGCCCCUCCACGCACUGGCUCUCUACGACCUUCUAUCAGACCUCGUCAAGGCUGAGAAGGACGUGGCUCUCCAGAUCAAGAGCUCCAAGAAAGAGGUGCGAGACAUCGUGGCCUGCAGGGAGCAGGAGGAGGCGGACAUUCUUCUUCACUUCUCCCCGUGGACCACCACCGGUGCGGCCAAGGCCCGCAGUCUCCAAGAAGAAAUGGAGCGCGUGGCAGCCGAGGAGCAGCAAUGGUUGCAGGAGAAAGAACAUGAUUUCCUGGCUCCCUUCCUCAUCGGACUGUACGACAUCGAGAUUGUGAGCGGCGAUGAUGCGCAGCGUCUAUACGACGAUAGCUUGGCCGACUUCAAGCAGCAAAUGAUCGCACAGUCGGAACUUAUCCAGGAACGUCACAACCAGGCAAUACAGGCACUGCAGAAGAAACAGGAACAUUACCAGGAGAACCAGCAGAACAUGAGUCACCAGGAGGAGAAGGAGUACCAGGCCUACUGCGCCCAGCACACCUUUCAGAUACACAUCGCCCAGAAACGCCUCAGCAUGCACAACAGGUCAGCGGCUCAAAAGUACCGUGCACUGGAUCAGAGGCUCAAACAAGACCCCCGACUGGCCCCUUACCUACUCAACUGAACGUAUCAUUUAAUGCCUUGAUUGAUAGAAGCAGGAAAAUGGUGGAUGGGGUUUAAAGUUCAAAAGAGUUUCGAGAAGCCCUGCCCAAAAUGACACAAGAAGUCUGACAUUUAGUUUUUAAGUGGCCAUUUUAGGCUCAGAACAAUGUGGAUGCAAUAACUCUGUUCCUGACUCACUGAUUACCUUCCUUCUGUUUACCUGCAUCAGACCCCAAGAGCCAUUCAUCACUGCUUGCAAAAUAAAUUGAGAUCUGUUUUUUGGUUGUAUUUUGUCUGCUCGUACAUCAAGAAUAUAUGAUGUAUUACAAUAUGUAGAAUACCUGUUUUACAUAAUACAGUCAUGCAUACAUCAAGUACGUGGAAAGUUCUUUGAGCUUUGGAAAAGUGUAGCGUACAGCUAUUUGUAUACAAGCCAAUUGACAAACAUCAGUUUUCCAUACUGUCCGCUUUAAUAUAUACUUUUUUAAUUUCGCAACGUACCCUGCAGUCAUCGCUUAGUGUUUAGCAAAAAAGGUAAGUUUAGAAAACAGUCUGGAUGAUCAACUUAGUGACUUUAAAACGAGCUUACUUGUAAUGAACUGUAACCACAGUUAUGUAGUCUCUCUCUCUCCCCCUCAUCCCAUUUUUUUCUCCGGAACUUUGCAUCCCUCAACCUGAGUGUGGGCCAAAGCUCAAGUUUAGUAAUGAGCUUGCAGCGAGGCAAAGCUUGCGAGGUCCUUCCCAGAAUGCCCCGGGACAGUACCCCAACUACCCCCAGGGACAGGGACAGCAGUACGGUGGCUAUCGCCCCCCUCAGCCCGGACCCCCGCAGGGCCAGCAGCAGCGCCCUUACGGCUACGACCAGG